This is a messenger RNA of Carlito syrichta (Philippine tarsier), 1080 nucleotides long. RefSeq names its product pyridoxal kinase (gene PDXK). Gene Ontology annotation, cellular component: cytosol. The transcript is spliced from 11 exons. The coding region runs from base 229 to 891 and encodes 220 amino acids. Lineage: Eukaryota; Metazoa; Chordata; Mammalia; Primates; Tarsiidae. Gene Ontology annotation, molecular function: pyridoxal kinase activity. The record is from RefSeq and is a predicted model, not a curated record. Gene Ontology annotation, biological process: pyridoxal 5'-phosphate salvage.
GGCUACGUGGGGAACCGGGCGGCCACGUUCCCGCUGCAGGUCUUGGGAUUUGAGAUUGAUGCAGUGAACUCUGUCCAGUUUUCAAACCACACAGGCUACGCCCACUGGAAGGGCCAAGUACUGAAUUCGGAUGAACUCCACGAGUUGUAUGAAGGCCUGAAGCUGAACAAUGUGAACAAAUAUGACUACGUGCUCACAGGUUACACGCGAGACAAGUCGUUCCUGGCCAUGGUGGUAGACAUCGUGCAAGAACUGAAGCAGCAGAACUCCAGGCUCGUGUACGUGUGUGAUCCAGUCUUGGGUGACAAGUGGAAUGGUGAAGGCUCAAUGUACGUCCCAGAGGACCUCCUUCCGGUUUACAGAGAAAAAGUGGUGCCGGUGGCAGACAUUAUAACUCCCAACCAGUUUGAGGCUGAGUUACUGAGCGGCCGGAAGAUCCACAGCCAGGAAGAAGCCUUAGCGGUGAUGGACGUACUGCACUCCCUGGGCCCAGAGACGGUGGUCAUCACCAGCUCCGACCUGCCCUCCCCGCGGGGCAGCGACUACCUGAUUGCACUGGGGAGCCAGAGGAGGAAGAGGCCUGAUGGCUCCAUGGUAACAGAACGCAUCCGCAUGGACAUUCGCAAGGUGGACGCCGUCUUCGUGGGCACUGGGGACCUCUUUGCCGCCAUGCUCCUGGCGUGGACACACAAGCACCCCAACAAUCUCAAGGUGGCCUGCGAGAAGACGGUAUCAGCCAUGCACCACGUUCUGCAGAGGACCAUCCAGUGUGCCAAAGCUCAGGCUGGGGAAGGACUGAGGCCUAGCCCUGCGCAGCUGGAGCUGAGAAUGGUUCAGAGCAAAAGGGACAUCGAGGACCCAGAGAUUGUUGUCCAGGCUGCGGUGCUGUGAGGCCGCUCUACUCCUCUGCGACGCACAGUGCGUUGGUGUCUCUGUGUUUGUUCCUGUGAAAAAAUGUAAUGUCUGCCUUAGAGCUAUGACCGAAACUUGAUCUUUUUUUCUUUCAUAAGUAUCCAGCAUCAACUGGUCUUCAUUGUGGAAAAGUGCCAGUCGUGCUUUGUAAACAAAGUGGUCACAGAA